ACGGAAAUAGCACUGAUUUGCGGCAAAUAUGGUUUCGCACUCUUUGCGACUGUGAUUAAAUAGCAACAAAGACUAACGCCGAGAAACUUUGUCUGUGUGUCAGUCGAACAGCUAACGUUGUCAUCUAGACAUUGCCUUUCUGCUGUUUUCAAGGCUUCAUCUGUCCUCAUGGAAACAGAGGAGCAGGCCAGGAACCGGUUCCAGUCAGAGCUGGAGUUCGUCCAGUGCCUGGCCAACCCAAACUACCUGAACUUUUUGGCUCAGAGAGGCGUCCUGAGGGAACGACCCUUCAUCAACUACCUGAAGUACCUGCUGUACUGGAAGGAGCCUGAGUACGCCAAGUUCCUCAAGUAUCCUCACUGUCUCCACAUGCUCGAGCUGCUGCAGUACGAACACUUCAGGAAGGAGUUGGUCAACGCUCAGUGUGCCAAGUUCAUCGACGAGCAGCAGCUGCUGCACUGGCAGCACUACUCCAGGAAGCGGACUCGGUUGCAGCAGGCACUGGCCGAGCAACAGCAGCCGCAGCAGCAGCCGCCGCCGCACGGGAACGCCGCCACCAAGUGAUGAUGUCACUGGGGGAGGAGUUCGACUCAUUCUGGACUUUUGAUGCUUGAGAGUUUAAAAACAUGAUGCAGUUUUGUGGUGUUGUGGUUAGUGAAGACCUGGGACCAGGAGGUGCUGGGUGGGACACGUCAGCGCUCUACGGUGGACAAACCGUUCGUCAUGGCGACAGGUCAAUGUAUGGAGUUAAUGAUACUGCUUAGUUUAGUGACGGUCCCUCUGGCCUCUUUUGAACGUCCUGUGAUGGAUUUCAAGAGUGGAACUGUGACUGAACGUUCUGAUCAGAUGUUCUUAAGCUCACUGGUAACAAAUAAAGGAUCAGAGAACUUUGUUGUGU
Scatophagus argus is the source of this 898-nucleotide messenger RNA. RefSeq names its product mediator complex subunit 31 (gene med31). The transcript has 4 exons. Bases 169 to 564 code for a protein of 131 amino acids. Gene Ontology annotation, biological process: regulation of transcription by RNA polymerase II. Gene Ontology annotation, cellular component: mediator complex; core mediator complex. The record is from RefSeq and is a predicted model, not a curated record. Gene Ontology annotation, molecular function: transcription coregulator activity. NCBI's taxonomy places the organism in Eukaryota, Metazoa, Chordata, Actinopteri, Scatophagidae.